AUGACCAUCGAAGCGUACGAAGCCGCGCUGUGGCCGCUACGCCGCCCCAACCGGCACGUGUACAUGGGCACGCUUCCGUGCGACGCCACGCCUGCGGUAACACUGGUCGAGGGACGCGCUCCCUUCUCCAUCGCCAACGUGCCCGCGUGGUCGACCGUGCUGUCCGAGAUCCUCAGCAAAGCAGCGACCGCGCUCUGCCUCCAGGCCUCGCCCGCCAUGACCUUGGACGUCAUCGAGUCUCAUUUCAGUGUCGCUUGCGCCGGCGCCAGCACCGACUUGACGCCGAUGACGCUAGGGGCCAUUGGCACGCUUCUCGUCGUGCUGCCGUCGGCGUACACUGGUGGGUCGCUAGCGUGGACGCUCGGCGCGACGACAACGACGUUGGAGCCAACGUCAGAGGUGCGCUACGUCGUUGUACCGCUCGGCGCGGUGUUGGCGUCGGCGCCCAUCACGGCCGGUACCCGACACAUGCUUGUGUUUGACAUUGUGCGCCGGCAUCCCAGAACGCGUGCGAUUUUGCUGUCGAGCCGAGACGCCAUGCUACACGAGCUGACGCGCAUUGCGUCGAUGCCAAUGCUCCAGGACCAACGCAUCGCGCACGUCCUCACGGCUCCGGUCCUCGCGUUUGAGGCGCUUUGCCCCGCCGACGCCGCCAUCCUCGACGUGCUUUUGGCCACGCGGCGCUUCGACGUCGCUCUCGUUGAAGUCGACGCAGUCGUCAACACCUGCCGCCCGCACCCGUCGUGUAUGAUCCCCGACGCGGUCGUCGCGAGUCUCGUCGGCAAGCGCGUCCAUCGCUUCCUCAGCGGCGAGAGCGAAUCACGCUACCAACCGAAGGUCGCGCUGCUGUUUUGGCCGACGCAGUACCGCGCCGGCAUUGUCGGCUUGGCCGCGGCGAUGCUGAGCGCUGAGCCCAGCUCGACUUGGCAUCUCGGUCUCGCUCUCUGGAAGCGAAGAUUGCCGGCCUUUUUGCCGCAUCUGUGUCAUCGGCUCUUGGCGUUUGGCGAUGUUGAUCUCAUCGAGAUCUUUGUCUCGGAUGUCCUCGGGUCCGCGCUCCAGUUCGACUCGCCGCCAUCUCUGACGACGCUCGCGGAGCUCGUGCGAACCUGCUUGGUGACACUGGGAUGGUGCCGACUCGGUGGUGCCGUCGCGCGGCUCGUGGCUCGCUGGGUGGAGUGCACCAACCUGAUCGACGCGCCGAAAGCGUGCCGGCUUCUCGCAAGCUUCGCCGGUGUCGCCGACGAGCCGCUCUGCGCUGCCCUCGACGUCCCGUUCGUCGGCGAAUUCAUCAAAGUGUGUUUUGAUGUCAUCUGCACACGUCUGGCCGGCGAACGCUACGUUCCGAGCGACAUUGGCGCAAGCUACAUCCUCUUGGACGCGUACCUGGACGGGCUCACGGCCAAUGACGCGGCGCAUUUGCCGACCAACUGGCUCGAUGGCCGCGUACCGGCGUCGGUCAUUGCGAUCAUCGACGACUACCUCUACGUGCGCCAAAACCGCGUCGCCACGUUGCUUUGGCACUGCAAAUCCGACGUCGAUACGCUUCGAUUCGUGCCGGCGGCCGUGCUGCAAGCACUCACGUUCGAGGUAGCGCUGCCAGUAAAGGUGUACGUGGAUGCUCUCGUGUCGGCCCUCGACACUGCCGCCACGCGCAGCGACGGGGACGGACAACACUAUCGCUGUUACGUGGAGCCCAAGAACCUCCGCGACAUCUUUUUGUGCACGGCCCAUCGCUGCAGUCGACGCCUCCUCGACGCCGCCUACGCACUCGGCGACUCGAGGACUGUCCAUGUCGUCUACGAGCUCGUUCAGGGGCAAGUGCUUGCGCCGUCCAUGCACGGUGUUGUCGCUGGGUGGGCGCUGGGCGUCGCCCAGGCGCUGGUCGCCAGCACCUCUCGAAUGGAUGCGCGCACCGAAGUGGCUGUGAGCGUGACCAAGCUUCUCGCGAUCGUCGCCCCCGAGGCCGUGGCAGGGUUCUUGACGUCGUGGGCGGCAGCUCUUCCGGCGACACUUUACGCCCGCCGGGCGCAUUUGUACCGCGCUUUGAAGCAGCUACAGGCUGUGCUUGCCGCUCCCCACCGCAACAUUUUCGUGCACCUGGCGGCCACUUGUCGGGACACACUCGUUGCGAACGGCGCGCUAAACCCGAUCCCUGACUUGCCCGACUUUGUCUACGAUGACAUUCCGGUCGACCGGCGCCACUGCCAUUACUGCGCAGCGUUUGCUACCUUCUUGGCCGACGGCACCGAGACCAGGAUCAACGCUUUGCGUUUCACCUGCCGUGUUUUGCGCGCCAUUAUCGCUGCCAACGCCGAUCGGCUCGAGAUGGACCGUCGACGCGUCGUCAUCAAGGUGCCUCAACCAGGCCACGCCACGUUGCGCGACCUCUCUUUGCACCGCCAGCAGCAAUGGCAGCGCGCCGAAGAUCGCAAAAUGGUGAUGUCGCUCGAGGCGUCGAUGGCUAAACCCUCGACCGAUGACAUCAUGGCGGGAUGGUCCGACGCCGCGGACAACUAG
Molecule: messenger RNA, 2517 nt
Organism: Saprolegnia diclina VS20
Lineage: Eukaryota; Oomycota; Saprolegniomycetes; Saprolegniales; Saprolegniaceae
Exons: 2
Coding region: 1-2517 (838 amino acids)
Source: RefSeq, a predicted model, not a curated record